AGCUACUCUUUUUGUUGCAUUAGAUAGAAGAGCUCAUAAAUCAUUGAAAUUAUAAAAAUGCAAACGUAAAUUGAAACUACAGUAAAAAAAGGAAUUCAUUGUUAGUUGCAGAUGUGGAAAUAAUGGGAUGAAGACUGAUUUAAACCAAGCACAUCAGCUUUCGGUUCACUGGUUUUUGUACGAAUGUUGGCAUGCACCGAGGGAAAGAUGCUUUGUUACCACACCAUUGGAAUGAUGGCAAGGUGUUCAAGUACAAGGUCACCAAACAGAAUUGUUUGUGGACCUUCAUGCUGGUCAUUGAGACAAUAAUUUAUGGAUCGUACUCAAUUUUGGUGAAUCUUGGAAAGGAGAAUGGUAAACUGCCAUUCAAAUCUGGUUCAGUGGUUCUUCUCAUUGAAUUUACUAAGUUGAUGACAUCAUGUGUGAUGUAUAUCCCAGAGUUUGCAAAGGGCAGGUGCAAAUUGCCGAAAGUUCCAUGGAAGUCUCUGAUCUCAUUUUCUAUUCCGGCAGCAUUGUAUAUGUUCAACAACAACAUAGCACUCUACAUGCAGCUUCAGAUGGACCCUACCACAUUUCAGGUCCUGAACAAUCUGAAAAUUGCUACAACAGCUCUGCUUUACAAGCUUGUAAUCAAAAGAGAAAUAACAAGACUACAGUGGAUAGCUCUUAUCCUCCUCACCUUUGCGGGUAUCUGUGAUAGGUCCUUCUCAGCUUUGCAGGUGUCUGUGAUAGGUAGGUUCACAUUCUUUGGUCCUCCUUCCCUUUGCCCUUUGCAGGUAUCUGUGAUAGGUAUCUGUGUUAGCUAUGGAGGAUACAAGGAGACCACAGUGACAGGCAUGCAACAAGUGUUUAUUACAACACAUGGUCUUAUAAUGGUGCUCCUGUCCAAUGUGUUCUCAAGUAUUGCUGCUGUCCAUACUGAACUUAUUCUCAAAUGUCAUUUUUACGGUGGAUUUGUAGAUCAGAAACUUGACCACCAUUCCUUCCGAAUAUUUAUCACUGUUACAGGCUUACUGAUGAUGUUUAUAUAUUGUUCUGUGUCUGGAUUUGCUGCUGUGUAUACAGAAUAUUUGCUUAAAAAACGGAAAUCUACCUCCCUACCUCUACAGAAUAUAUUACUGUAUGCAUAUGGAACCUUCCUAAAUGCUAUUACAGUGUUAUGGCAGACGAGCACAUACACAGGGGAAGACCAGGGUUUCUUCCAAGGUUUCACUGUAUAUACAUGGCUUAUAGUCAUCACACAGGCUUCCAAUGGGUUAAUUAUGUCAGUGGUGAUGAAGCACGGCAGCAACUUAACGAGACUGUUUAUCAUAUCAGGCGGCAUGCUCACCUCGACCAUGUUGUCUGUGUUUGUGUUCGAGACAGUUAUCAAUGUGUUCUUCAUCAUAGCGGCAAUUCUAGUGAUAACAGCAAUAUAUUUGUAUCAUCAUUGAUAUAUUGGAACAAUUAUAUUAUUUCAGAUUUAUAUAGUACCCUUUUCAUGAUAAACACGUUCAAAGGCACUUUACAUAGAAGUAAUACUAACAGGUUUUGUUGUUUUUUUACCAGGAGGGAAGGGGCCCAGGCCUGUGAUUGGGGGG
Molecule: messenger RNA, 1580 nt
Organism: Mercenaria mercenaria
Lineage: Eukaryota; Metazoa; Mollusca; Bivalvia; Venerida; Veneridae
Product: probable UDP-sugar transporter protein SLC35A4
Exons: 15
Coding region: 192-1433 (413 amino acids)
Biological process (GO): pyrimidine nucleotide-sugar transmembrane transport
Cellular component (GO): Golgi membrane
Molecular function (GO): pyrimidine nucleotide-sugar transmembrane transporter activity
Source: RefSeq, a predicted model, not a curated record